This is a messenger RNA of Anolis sagrei ordinatus, 3769 nucleotides long. RefSeq names its product tetratricopeptide repeat domain 7B (gene TTC7B). Lineage: Eukaryota; Metazoa; Chordata; Lepidosauria; Squamata; Anolidae. Gene Ontology annotation, molecular function: protein binding. The record is from RefSeq and is a predicted model, not a curated record. Gene Ontology annotation, biological process: phosphatidylinositol phosphate biosynthetic process; protein localization to plasma membrane. Gene Ontology annotation, cellular component: plasma membrane.
CCUCCUCCGCUUGGUUCCCGUUCCGGGGCCGCCGCCGCCGCCGUGGUUGCUCUUGCUGUUGCUGUUGGCGCCUUCCCUCCUUCCUUGCUUGCCUUCUCUUCGGCUCCUGCGGGGCCUGGUCCCCGGCCAUGGCUACCAAGAAAGGCGGGUCGCGGCUGGAGAGCGAGAUCGAGCGGUGCCGCUCCGAGUGCCAGUGGGAGAAGAUCCCCGAGCUCGUCAAGCAGCUCUCCGCCAAACUCAUCGCUAACGAUGACAUGGCAGAGCUCCUCAUCGGAGAAUCAAAACUUGAACUUUUUCUGAAGGAAAACCCUCUUAAACAGGGUGCUAGUCCCUAUGGUCCUCGGCCAAAGUUGAUAGAAGUCAAGAAGCAUCUCACUGCAGCACUUGACCGAGGAAAUUUAAAGCCAGAGUUUUUACAAGAAGCCAACUUAGUUAUGGCCAAAUUAAACUAUGUGGAAGGCGAUUACAAAGAAGCUCUUAAUAUAUAUGCAAGGACUGUGAUUGAUGAUUUACAGCUUGUUGCUGUACCUCCUUACCGUCUGAGGAUGAUUGCUGAAGCAUAUUCUACCAAAGGUCUUUGUCUAGAAAAGUUGCCAAUUUCUUCAUCAACAAGUAACCUCCGAGCAGAUCGCGAACAAGAUAUCAUUAUGUGCUAUGAAAAAGCUGGGGAUAUAGCACUUCUGUAUCUUCAAGAGAUAGAAAGGCUAAUAAUUUCCAAUAUGCAGAACAGAAGCCCUAAACCAGGACCUGCAACACAUGAACAAGAACUUGGAUAUUUUUUAGAAACAGGACUUCAGAGGGCACAUGUUUUAUACUUCAAAAAUGGGAUAAACGUGCAUGAAGACCAACAGAAUUUGACAAGAGGAGUUGGUAGAUUUAGAGAGAUUCUAAGAGCUGUUGAAACAAGAACUACACAAAAUCUACGCAUGACAAUAGCAAGGCAGUUAGCAGAAAUCUUGCUACGAGGUAUGUGUGAACAGAGUUACUGGAACCCAUUAGAUGACCCUCCUCAUCAAUCUCCACUGAAUGAUCCUCUCUGGAAAGGUGCGAACACUAAAAGUUAUGCUCUUAGCCGAAGACCACGGAUCUACUCAGGGGAAAACAUUUUCUGUCCUCAAGAGAACACUGAAGAAGCUCUCUUGCUGCUGCUGAUUAGUGAAUCUAUGGCUAAUCGUGAUGCUGUUCUGAGCAGAAUACCAGAACACAAAAGUGACCGCAUCAUUAGUUUGCAAAGUGCAUCUGUAGUCUAUGACUUGCUUACCAUUGCCUUGGGAAGAAGAGGUCAAUAUGAAAUGCUAUCAGAGUGUUUAGAAAGAGCUAUGAAGUUUGCCUUUGAAGAAUUCCAUCUUUGGUAUCAGUUUGCACUGUCCUUAAUGGCUGCAGGAAAAUCUGCUCGAGCUGUGAAAGUCUUGAAAGAGUGCAUUCGAUUGAAGCCAGAUGAUCCUACAAUCCCACUUCUUGCUGCCAAACUAUGUAUGGGAUCCCUUCAUUGGCUAGAAGAAGCAGAAAGGUUUGCCAAAAUAGUGGUUGAUGCGGGGGACAAGACUUCAGAGUUCAAAGCCAAAGGUUUUUUAGCCCUGGGACUGACGUACAGCCUACAAGCUACAGAUGCUUCUUUGCGAGGUAUACAAGAAGUCCUGCAGCGAAAGGCUCUCAUUGCAUUUCAAAGGGCACACACUUUGUCUCCAACUGAUCACCUGGCCGCAUUUUAUCUAGCAUUGCAGUUUGCUAUAUCCCGGCAGAUACCAGAAGCGUUGGGUUAUGUUCGCCAGGCUCUUCAGCUCCAGGGAGACGAUGCUAAUUCUUUGCAUCUCCUUGCCCUCUUGCUGUCAGCUCAAAAACACUACCAUGAUGCUCUGAAUAUCAUUGACAUGGCCUUGAGUGAAUACCCAGAAAACUUUAUAUUACUGUUUUCUAAAGUCAAGUUGGAAUCACUCUGCAGGGGUCCAGAUGAGGCACUCCUUACUUGCAAACACAUGUUGCAGAUCUGGAAAUCCUGUUACAAUCUCACUAACCCCAGUGAUUCUGGACGGGGCAGCAGUUUGUUAGACAGGGCCAUUGCUGACAGACGACAGCUUAAUACAAUUACUUUGCCAGACUUCAGUGACCCUGAAACAGCUUCUGAUUCUUCCACAUCUUCAUCUCUCUCAAGAACCGAAUCUCCUCUCCACCUGUUUAUGUCUUCUCAGUCUCCUCACCCUCCUCAUCCCAAAACUGAUACCUUUGUGUGGCCCUAUGCAACCAAUCCCAACUGUGACCACGUUCCUGGGCCCUACGAACCUUCACCCUGCAACCCUCCAGAUGCUUACUUUCAUGGUUUUUUCUCCCUUUUUUCAGUUUGUUCAAUUCAUGCAACGUCAAUAGCAGCCUCUAGAGUGGAGCAGGCGUUGUCCGAGGUUGCCUCCUCUUUACGGAGCAGCACUCCGAAGCAAGGUCCUCUGCAUCCUUGGAUGACUCUGGCUCAAAUCUGGCUUCAUGCAGCUGAAGUAUAUAUAGGAAUCGGGAAACCUGCAGAAGCCACAGCUUGUACUCAGGAAGCGGCUAACCUCUUUCCAAUGUCUCACAAUGUCCUCUACAUGAGAGGUCAAGUGGCAGAACUUCGGGGCAAUAUUGAUGAAGCGAAACGCUGGUAUGAAGAGGCCUUAUCUAUCAGCCCUACCCAUGUCAAAAGUAUGCAGAGAUUGGCUCUGAUCCUUCAUCAGCUUGGAAGGUUCAGUUUGGCUGAGAAGAUCCUUCGAGAUGCCGUCCAGGUGAACUCCACGGCCCACGAGGUUUGGAACGGCCUUGGGGUGGUUCUGCAAGCUCAGGGCAACGACGAUGCAGCCACCGAGUGUUUCCUAACAGCACUGGAGCUUGAAGCCAGCAGCCCUAUCGUCCCUUUCACCAUCAUCCCCCGGGUCCUCUGAAAGGCUAGCCUGGCAGACUGAUGAGCCAUCGUGUUUUAGCUGAACAUGAAAAGGUUAGGAAGCCUGCCUGCCUUCCUUCUGGCUCCAAGGGCAGCUUUUCAGGCUGAGAGGUAAUGGAACCAAGCAGGCAAUCUGCUCAUUGCUGUUGGGGAUUCUGACAUGUGGAUGUGGUACAGUGUAUUGAUGUUAAUGGAGAAAAAUGACAAACCAGAAGAAAAUACACACACACAACACUCUCAAACAAAAGUACCACUUGUGUCUCGCCUACAUCUUUGUCCCCAUAGUACUCCCAAAGCCUGAUGCUAUUGUUAAAAAUUGAUAUUGUGCCAUAUUUUUAUUAGGUGACAUCUGAGUGUUGUGUACAACUAAAUAGAAUCAAACACCAACUGUAGUAUAAUAGAGUCAAGUUAAAAUUCAUCAAAAGAGCAGCCUGUUUUUAACCAAGCCUGUCAAAGACCUGUUCUCUUCAAUGUCUUUCAACCUCUCUGGGCCCAGGAAAAAAAUGUGAAAUUUGCUGUGUUCCAUCUCUACGGUAGUCCAAGCCAGCAAAUCAGCUAAAAGGUUUAUGUUUUUAGUUGUUAAUAACUGUGACGUGUAGCUAAUUGUCAUUCCCUUUACUUAGGAGAAAGGUUGUGUACAAGAAUAUUUAUAUUUUACCAAUGUAUGCCUGUUGAGAAAAAAAAUGAAAAGAAAAUAUUAGUUAUUUAAGUUUAACUUUUUUAUGUGAAUUCAGAGUUUAUUUAUCAAUGGAAAUAUGUAAAAAGAUGCUAAAGAUGGAAUAUUUACCGACAUUCCUUAUGCAUUAUACACCCACUUGGCUCAAUGGGAAGAUUAUGUUAAUAAUAAAAUGAUUUUUGAAUGGA